AUGACUGACGCGACGGACGACGAUCGCGCGCAGGGACGACGGGAGGACGAUGAUGGUGACGUGGAUGCGUCUCCGCGCGCGCCGCGACGAAGCGUGUCGUUCGAUAACGCGCGGCGGGCGAUCGAGCGGGGGAAGGAGCGGUGGCGGAGCAUGCGGUUGCGCACGCAGUCGACGGUGGUGAUGAUCAUCGGCGCGGCGGGACCGACGGUGGCGGGACACGCGUACGCGAUUGCGCUGUGCUUUGCGUGUCAGUACGCGAUGACGAAGGAGUUGUUUGUGUUCGUCAGUAGCGCGUACGCGGAGGAAAACGCGAGCGGCGAGGACGCGGCCAAGUUGCGCAGGACGACGAACGCGCUCCGGUGGUACUGGUUUUGGACGUUUGCGUUUUACGUCUACGGUAGGUUCGCGAAAUAUCUAUUCCUCGGCUUCAUGAGCGCCAAGGAUUGGAGGGAUCUGCUGAGCGAAGGACCGGAGGUGAGCCCGUGGGCGUGGGCGGCGAUGCAUCACACGUUUCUGAGCUUUAUGGCGUACCUUGGAGGUUUAGUGUACUUUGUGUUGACGCUGCGCAAGGGGAUAUACGAGUAUCAGUUCGCGCAGUUCGCUUGGACGCAUAUGAUCCUCGCAGCGACGACGAUGACCGGAUACUUCAACGUCUCGAACGUCUUGGAGGGGAUGAUUUGGUUCGUGUUUCCGCUCUUCCUCGUCACCACUAACGACAUCAUGGCGUACAUUUGCGGGAAGCUCUUCGGUCGAACGCCUCUGAUCAAAAUUUCUCCGAAAAAGACGUGGGAAGGAUUUAUCGGGGCGUUCAUCUGCACGAUUUUCGCCGCGCCUUUUAUGGCGGCGUACUUGCAGAGGUCGGUGUACUUUACGUGUCCACCGAGCGGUGACAUGUACUUCCGAGGCAUCUUCUCGCGUCGCUCAUGGUGCGUUCCGGGCGAACCGUUUAUCGUCUCCGAUAAGCCGAUCACGAUGUUCUUAGGUACUAUCGCCGGUCCUUUCAUCACGCGACUCACGGGAUUGAGUCACGUGCGAUGCUCGAUGUUUAUGGUGCACUCGUUCGCGCUCGCCAUGUUCGCGAGCACGGUGGCGCCCUUUGGGGGGUUCUUCGCCUCUGGGUUCAAGCGCGCGUUCAAGAUCAAGGACUUUGCGGAGACUAUUCCGGGACACGGCGGUGUCACCGAUCGAUUAGACUGCCAAGUCAUCAACUCGUGCUUCUCCUCACUCUACCUGUCCAACUUCGUCAAGCACGUGGGCGGUUCGCUCACGCUGGGCAUGCUCCUGACGAAGAUCGAGCUCGUAUGCGACGAGCACAUCGUGCAGCUCUACGAGGCGCUCGGACAGAUGGUCAACGCUCGAGGCUUGACUGUGGCCGCGUCGAGCGCGUCCGCGGCAGCGGAAACCGCCGCGUCCUUGUAA
Ostreococcus tauri is the source of this 1419-nucleotide messenger RNA. RefSeq names its product Phosphatidate cytidylyltransferase. The transcript has a single exon. Gene Ontology annotation, molecular function: phosphatidate cytidylyltransferase activity. The record is from RefSeq and is a predicted model, not a curated record. Gene Ontology annotation, cellular component: endoplasmic reticulum membrane. NCBI's taxonomy places the organism in Eukaryota, Viridiplantae, Chlorophyta, Mamiellophyceae, Mamiellales, Bathycoccaceae. The coding region runs from base 1 to 1419 and encodes 472 amino acids.